Messenger RNA from Linum trigynum, 5538 nucleotides. NCBI's taxonomy places the organism in Eukaryota, Viridiplantae, Streptophyta, Magnoliopsida, Malpighiales, Linaceae. The record is from the annotation of a GenBank genome assembly.
CAUAGUAGGAUGUCAUCCAUAAAAGAAGGCCAGUUAAGGAUAAAUUAGUGAUAUUUAGUUAAGCCACUAAGAGAUUAAGGCUAUGUACAAGCAUCGGUCGAGACAAAAGACGUGGAUGAGGUAUGUUCAAGCCUACCAAGGCCAAGCCACCAUUGGAAGGUGUGACCUAAAACAACAACGAGAAGAUACUCAACAGAGGUUGGUGACCAAAUAUAGUACGAUCAACAACAGGAGAGUUGUAGUUUAGUGGUAGUAAAAGUAAAGAAGCAAGAAGAACACCGUGGGAAAUUAUAGAAAUUUUUUUUUGGCGAUGUAUGCAUCAAGGAAGAUAGAAAGACGGGCGGAAGCAUGAGUACAACAGACAACAAGAAAGCAUUAGGUUGACCACCAAGUAGAGAACAACCGAUCCAUAGGAAGUCCAUAGAGAUAUUUCAGUCAAUUUUUAAGGUGGAAUCAUGAUCGUCAGGAAUAGUCGAAGGGAGAACCUUAUCGAUCAUGGUACAAGAGUGAGAAGUGAAAAUAGGGACCUAGAGGACUACAUCGAGAACAAGGAACAUCAAGAAGAAGAGUCAUGAGUAAAGAAGUAAGUGGGAUAUGAGUUUAGGGAACCUGCUAGGAUACCCCAAAGUGAAACUAAGAUCGCCUAUGUUGGUAAAAGGUGUCAAUCUCUCGGGUAAAACCUUAUUGGAAGGGGAAACAGUACGAGGAGUUCCAGCUUGGGUCUAAGAGUGGUAGAAUGGAUAUUACGGGAACAUAAAAUUCAAGCAGCGAUAAGUAAGUGCUAAGUUAGGCGCCAGGAGUGAACAAGUAAGCCAGAGAGAAUGCUAUGAUUCUUGAAAGGAAUCAUAAAGUUGAUCACAAGCUAGAGAAAGAUGCAAAGGAUGCCUCUAAUGCAUAUAGAAAGUAAAAGCAGUAGUAUGAGGUUUUGGAGCUAAGCAACAUGUAACGAGGAGAUGACCAUUCAGUCGGUGGCUAAAGGGAGAGACAAAGAAUCUUGGAAGAACGUAAGAGAUUCAAAGUCAGAAGGUUCAAGGACCUAGGUGAUCUACGUGGUCAACCACAGAUGAGCUUAUGUUAAAAGAGUUUUGCGAUAUAACAAGAUGGAGGUUAAGCCACCAUUAGCAACCUUUGGGUUGAAAGGGGUAUUAAGAACGUCAAUAGGGAUGUGUAAGGGAUUUUCUCUUGUUAAAGGAACCAUAUAUGGUGAAUCGGGCGUCAAGUUGUGCAUCAAGGGGAGCUACUAAGCAAGGUUAUAAUGAGGUAUAUAUAGGGGGGGGGGGGGGAAAGCAAUACCCAGGGAGCGACCUAUGAGUAAGCCAUUAACCAAGUCACGCAUUCGCUAUGGACAUCCAUGUUAGGGAAUUCAAGUGGAGAUGUGAACAUACAAUAUAUGGAAAGCGUAGUAGUUCAAGGUCUGAGCACCUUAUGAAAUGAAGUUACGACGGGUCAUAUCCUGAAUAGGGCUGUCUAAGAAUUUAUUUCCUUAAUGGUUCUUAAGAAAUCCGGAGUAGAGACCCAAGACAAAUAGUGAGGACAAUAUGAGCUAUGAAGCCAUUACACCAUCAGAGGCAUUUAAGAAGGGAUAGUGCCAUGGACGCAUUAAGCAAGUAACUAGCUUGAGCAAGAGAUUUAUCAAAAGUGGGUGAGUAAUUAGUUGGCCAAGAACCACACAAAUCGGAGGAAAGGGUUCAUAGCUCAAGGUCGUAUAAGGUAAAGGAAGUAUAAGACCUUGCAGCAGACAGAUUGCCUCAAGUGAGACUUUAGGUUAUCAACAAUGAACAAAUUUCAAGGUCGAAAUUUUUCUUAAGGAGGGAGGAAAUGUGACACCUCGAAUUCGAUCUAAGGUUAAAAAACAAGUACUGAAUGGGCGGGACCAAUAAAUCGACUCGAAGUGUUGUCCCGUCACGCUUUAUGCCCAAGUGGGGAAUCAAAAAGGAUUAGUAGCCACCCAAAGCUACCCGAUGCCAACGAACUUGGUGAGAAUCCCUUACAUGGUCAAGAGGAAAUAUAAGAAGUGAGGUAAACUAUACGGGACAAGCAACGAACAUCGGACAAGCAACGGACAUCAUCGAAGUACAUUUAGCUAGAGCAAAUUCUUGAGGCAAGGAAGUACAAAGAUGGUGUAGAAUGAGCAAUGAGUUUCAAGCAAAUUUCGGGGACGAAAUUUUUAUAAGGGUGGAGGAAAUGUUACACCCCGACCUUUGGGUUCACGUUCGACCGUAAUACGUGAACAGUUCGAUCGACGGUUACGUACGGAGGGUUUCAAUCAUGGGUUAAUUUAUAAUAAUAAUAAUAAUAAUAAUAAUAAUAAUAAUAAUAUAAACUAUAUUAUUAUUAUUAUUAAAAAAUAAUGGAAGAAAACGCUCUCCUUGGCAGCUCUCGGCCUCAACUCCACUUUACCCUAGCAUAUAUAUAAUUAUAUGCAGAAAAAUCACAGCCGAGAAACUCAAUUAUCCCCCCCCCCCAUUUCUUUUCCCUUCCCUGCACGACCCCGAGCAGUGAACCACCCAACCCAUCUCGUUUCCAGACUCACAAAUAGCAACAGGGAAGCAAGAAAGAAUACGAGGCGGUGAUUUGAGGGAGCUGUGGCGGUGGGUGAAAGGCGUUUGGACAACCGCCAGGUCAUGUGUGAGGAGCCAACGAUGGAAGUUUCGAGGCCGGAAAGGAGUGUCUCGAGCAACCAGGUGUCGCUGCGUCGUUAGCGUUUGUGAUCCAACUCGGAACGUUGGUUGUAUCGACGGGAAGGAGGAAAUCGAGAUGAGAGCGAUGGUGAUCGACCAAUCGGAACCGAUAAUCCGCAAGCUCACGAGACAUAAGAGCGAUGGAGGGAUCUUCGUUGUUGAGGCGAUCCAUGUAAGCAAGGUCGGGAUCAAGUUUGGAGUUCGUCAGAGGAGUCACCGGGAAGUGACGCCGACGAACACGACUUUGAAAACGUUGGCGAAAUUCAAAGUGGUGGGUAAAAUCGCGUAGAGGACGAUCUCAGGAUCGUUGCGGUGUUGACGGAAUCGUAUUUCGACGUCGGACGAUGGAGAAACGAGCAUCGAAAGGUUGGAGUGAAAGUCGGACAAAUUCAGGUACUGUUUGUGACAAUUCGAAAAGUUUAAUGACCAAAAUCGUAAUUUUUUGUCAGAAGUCCGAGUCAAUUGUGUUGACUGGAUAAUUUCAGUCUCGGUACCUGGAACUUUGAAAACUUACAGAAUAUUUGUUUUGGUCAUAACUCGAUCAAUUGACGUCCAAACGAGGAAUCGUCAGCGCCUAUGGAAUCGUGAGAACGAGGAUAAUUUAAUUGGAGCAAGUAUGGAAACUUUAGAGUAGAUUCAGAGUUGGUUUCGACGGAUUAGAGGUGAGUGUAAAGGGGGUAAAUUCUACGCCUUACGAUUUUUCAAGUAUUUACCUUGAGUAUUUUUAAGUAUCGAUUUACGUGAUGUAUGUGCAGUGAUUGAUUCCUGUUUGAGAUUGCAUGUUUAUGUUUGAUGGUAUGUGCUUUGGUUGAAUUAUGACUUGAGUGAAUGGUUGUUAUUUACCUUGAAAUUGUCCUGAGUAUAAGUUAUAGUUAAAGUUUAAGAACCAAGUUCUUUUUAAAGAAGUAACUGACCUUCAAGAAGGUGAAGUCGUUUUAAGUGUUUUUAGUCACUAGCGCCAGUCCGUUUCCUUUUGAGACAGUUUGAGAUAGAGCAGCAGUUAUGCUCUUGAGAUUUUUAAGAUGGGCAGCAGUUAUGCCCUUGAGAAUCGUGGUGAAGAGCCACCACGAUAAGUUUAAGAUGUUAGGGGGAUGAAUCGUUACGACUUCCCUAACUAAGUUUAAGUUUAAGGAAAGCCUAGAUGGCUUCUCAUACAUAUGAGUUAGCAACCGGACUAGCUAGUGAGGGAUCCCCGUGUCAAUCAAGUAUUUAAGUUGAGAUUUAAGCUUUAAGAAUGGAGAGUAACAGUUACUCCCAUACAGUUUUAAGAGUUAAGAUUUUUAAGAAUGGAAGUACAAACAACUUCCCUCAGUUUGAGUUUAAGUGUUUGAGAAGAAGUGCAAAAUUAUUAGAAAGUUCAAAACGUAAGGGCGUAGACUAACCCCAACUCACUCACCAGCCCUUAUUAAGGGAAUGAACGAGAACUAGUUCAGUAGCAGCUAGCUAGAGGAGCAGUUAGAGAGCAGCGAGUUCGAGAGGAAAAGUUCAAGGGCAGCUAGCUAGAGGAGAGCAGUAUAAGCGUCACGGAGGAUGCUUAGUCAAGGGCUUCAUCUCUAAUGCUUGGGACAACAAUUUCUAUAUCAACACAUAUAACUCAGGGUGGCGGAACCAUCCAAAUUUCUUAUGGUCAUCCCCAAGUAAUCCGAGACCCCCAAUUUCCAAGGACCAAAGGGGAAUUAUUAGGCAAGGCUUCCCUUCAUUUAACAAAGGCUGCAAUUUCAAGGAUCUAACUUCCAACAACCAUUCCAACCUCAAGGUGAUCAAGGGUUCCAACAACAACCCGAUAGGUUUGCAAAGGUUGAAGACCUAGCGACCACCUUUGUGAGAACGAGCACUCAAAGUUCGAGAAGAUUGUGCAAUUUAUGAUUGUGGAAACAACAAAGUUUUCUUUGGUUGAGACGGGAUUGAGAAGCCACCAAGCGAGUCUUCAAAACUUGCAGACUCAAAUCCACAACCUUGCCGGGAUCCUCACUGACUCGUGCUGACUAUCACAAUAAAAUCCCACCUAAGGUCCAAGUAUAAACCUUAGAUGGGUGCAAUAUAGGGUAAUUAUGUUUAAAUAUCAACCCGGGCUGACCCAUGUACCUCUACUUCGAUUGUUUGAAACAUUAUCUAGCGGAUAGUUUUGGUGCAAACAAAGAUCUAAAGCUAAAGUACUUUUCAAAGAGAAAUGGUUUUGACACUAAUUGAGAAGGCUUCACCCGGGUGUUGCUCCCCCUAGCUAGCAAUUACGACUUGGUGGAUAGAAUGGCCGUGUGUGGUGAGGGGGUUGUAAACCACAGUGAAGUCUAACAAGUAGCCAAAACUACCUGACACGCUAAAACAUAACACCAACUUGUGACCAAGUGCAACCGCAGAAUGGAAAUGCAGAAUAGUGGCAAGUUCAAUUUAUCAACCCGGGGUCUAGAUCUAUUGCCUACUCCGUGACUACCUUUUAUCUAGCGGGACUAAGUGUAGUGAGAGUGAUUGCAAACAAAAGCAGUAAGAAUGAGUCCCCCUAGCUCCUUAGUUAGGUCAAAGUAGUAAUUUCCUUUGGUUGAAUUAUGGUUGAUUAAACUGCGGAAGAUCCAACAAUAGCUUGGAAUCUCUUAAGCUGACCGAGCCCUCUCAGACAGACUACCCGACAGACGGCUCGUCUUCACCAGGAUAGAACGCUGAGGCAAUUAACACAAAACUCUACUACUAAAAUUGGAUUCCAGUACAAAGCAGUGAAUCAACUAACUCUCGUAUAACAGUUUCACUAUUACCGAUUGAAGAGCUCUAACAACCUAAUCCGAUUCUAUAUAUCUCAAGUUGCAGCAGAAAUCAAGAAAAGUUGAUCAGGCUUCAAUUUACUCAAUGAAUCAUGCAUCAAUCG